Salmo salar (Atlantic salmon) is the source of this 2801-nucleotide messenger RNA. Its product is annotated as sodium/potassium-transporting ATPase subunit beta-3. NCBI's taxonomy places the organism in Eukaryota, Metazoa, Chordata, Actinopteri, Salmoniformes, Salmonidae. The record is from RefSeq and is a predicted model, not a curated record. Gene Ontology annotation, molecular function: ATPase activator activity. Gene Ontology annotation, cellular component: sodium:potassium-exchanging ATPase complex. Gene Ontology annotation, biological process: intracellular sodium ion homeostasis; sodium ion export across plasma membrane; potassium ion import across plasma membrane.
CACAGAGUUUCCAAAAAAAAAAAAAUCAACAAGAGCAUCAUUGCUUCACUGUGCCGCACAUUCCAUUACAACCAUUGACCCAACCACAUACCGCCUACAUCCCUGAUUUCGCCUCAUACGAGGCGUAUUCCACGUAUUUUUAAAAGAAAAAGACAUCCCCAAAUUUCCACAAUGGCAAGUAAUGAAGACAAACCGGCGGCGAAAGAGGAUGAGAAUGCUGGAAGCUGGAAAGAUUCUAUCUUCAACCCAAGGACCGGAGAGUUUUGUGGGCGCACAGCGAAGAGCUGGGGCCUCAUUCUCCUGUUCUACCUGGUGUUCUAUGCAUUCCUGGCUGGGAUGUUCGUCCUCACCAUUUGGGUCAUGCUGCUGACACUGGACGACUAUGUGCCAAAGUACCGCGACCGGGUGCCACACCCAGGGUUGGUCAUCCGGCCCAAGCAAUUGGACAUGCUGUUUAACAAAUCCCAACCUCUCCAGUUUGCCCCGUAUGUCCAGACCUUAGAGUCUUUCCUGCAACAUUACAAUGACACGGAGCAGGAGAGGAAUGUGGCGUGCGCGGCGGGCGGCUACUUUGAGCAGGAGGGCGAGGUGGGCGAGCAGAGGAAGGUGUGUCAGUUCAAGAGGAGCGAUCUGAGCCUCUGCUCCGGCCUGUCCGACUCCACGUUUGGUUACACUGAGGGGAAACCCUGUGUCCUCCUCAAAAUGAAUAGGAUCAUUGGGCUGAAGCCGCGUGGAGAUCCCUAUGUCAACUGCACAGCAAAGAGGGGCACCCCCAUACAGAUGCAGUACUUCCCUAGUGAGGGGCGGUUCGAUAAAAUGUAUUUCCCUUACUACGGCAAUAAGCUUCAUGAGAGGUAUGUGCAGCCCCUGGUUGCGGUUAAGCUGUUGCUGAACAAGGACGACUACAACACAGAGCUGACCAUCGAAUGCCGGAUCGAAGGAUCUGACUUGCGCAACAAUGACGAUCGAGACAAGUUCCUGGGCCGUGUCACCUUCCGAAUCACAGUCAAAGAGUAGGGAGUAGCGAGGAGGAGGCUAGUGUGGAGAAGUGUGGUUCUGAUCUUCCCCAGGCGAUUCCUAUUAGAAUAAAAUGAGCCUAAUUCCAAACCAAUCCCUCCACCGUUGCUCCAUAUCCUAGGCGAGGGACAUUCAAAUCUGGUAUUUUUCAUACUGCCUUGGUAGUUAGUUCAUUGAUUGGCCAGAUAGUCUACUCAUCUGGUGUUACAGGUCAGUCUCUGGUUAGGUGUGAUAGGGAAAGCUUAAAAAAUAGCAGUGCUGUGAACCCCGAAUCCUGGAUUUUAAUAACUUUUAUUUUAGGUUCUUGUUCACGCGAUCUUGUAUUUCUGAUAGGGUUGGAUAUGUGUAAGCAUAGCAAGAGUGCUAGAUGGAGCAAUUAUCAUAUAAUAGAGGAUACCAUUCCUUUUAGAUCUACAUUACCUCACACCCAAAAAGGGCCUAGAAUAGUGCCUAGUGGUAGGGGGUGAGAGAUCGGUUUGGGAUUGGAUCAAAGAAGGAUAGGGCAUUGAUGUCAUCAAUUUUUAACUACUGUAUCUCCUGGAAAAACCGGUAAUCCUGCCAAAUUCAAUGGAACAUCUAGUUCCCUUGUUUGCUUCUAUGUUUACUAUAGUAUGGCAUCAUUUUUUUCCUAUCCUUCAUUAUCUCAUUCUAGCAGGAGUCUUUCACGACUCACCAACCGAACGGCCAUCAUUCCCUUCUAUUAGUCGGCUUUUGUUGUCUGACCCAGUGCUCUAGUGUUGAUCUAGGAUCAGAGGUUAUUUUCUAUUCCCAAUGGUUUAGAUUGGAGCUUAGAUGUGGUAAACUGAACCUAGAUCCAUGCUUAGUGCCAUGGGUUGGAUCAACAGUCAAGAGUUAGCCUCAAUCUGUAUUUCAGUUUCAUUCAUCCACUGCCAAUACAAUCAUGUUUACAGUUGACCCUCUCACCAACAAUUAUUCCUCAAAAUCACAUAGGGACCACUAAAUCAUAAGGUCAAAGACAGUUAAACACUGUCAAACCAAGAUGACCUCAACAAUUAAAUGUCUUUGAGAAACCUUUUCCUCUUGGGACCACAUUUUGAACUUCAUCAUAUUAUAAUAGGGAACUGUAGAUAAGUAUGUGUGCUGUGGUCUGAACACAACCCAGUCUUGUGCCGUCUGUCUGUCCGGCUGCAUGUCUAUGUGUCUGUUUACUUUACCCCUUACCUCGCCACUGUAAUAGCCAUUGUUUGGUGAGCGUUCGGAUGCAAAAUGGCUGCUGUGCAACACCCAGGUGGGUGCUAUACAUUGAUGGUGGAUGAGGGGAGUUAUCCUACCACACGUACACACACAUACACACCACAUCACUUAUACGUGCCGCAUGCACGCACACACCACCCCAACACACAACGCACACACACACAAUAUAAAACGCUUGGAGACCUGUGAGAAAGCGCUGUGUAAAUGCAAUCCAUUGUAUCUAUGUACUGUAUAUCCUUGUAUGUAUAUGUACCUAUCUUUGGGUCUGAAUGCUUGUCUGUUUGUCUAUAUAUUCUCUCUCCUACUCUCUACCGUCUGUGUCUUUCUCAAUGUAUAUAUUUAAUGGAUUCACACUGUAUUUUUUUUUCUGUCACAGAACACAGUGUCUGAGCACUGUAAAGAAAUAAUUUAAUAAACAAAUAUUUACAGGAUAUGAUCAUAUUCAAAGCUAUGUUUAUACAGUCUGAAAUGAAACCUACAUCUUGAAGGAACAACUUCAUAUGCAGAAUGCCUUAAGACCUGUGCAACAAUUAUGGAUUAAAAGGUGAUUUGGGAGAAAAAGAAUCUAA